Molecule: messenger RNA, 1271 nt
Organism: Cannabis sativa
Lineage: Eukaryota; Viridiplantae; Streptophyta; Magnoliopsida; Rosales; Cannabaceae
Product: aquaporin PIP1-2
Exons: 4
Coding region: 171-1031 (286 amino acids)
Biological process (GO): transmembrane transport; response to water deprivation
Cellular component (GO): plasmodesma; plasma membrane; vacuole
Molecular function (GO): water channel activity
Source: RefSeq, a predicted model, not a curated record
ACACAAAGAAAAGUCCCACUACAAAUACCCCAUUUCUUCACUCAUUUUCAACACAACCACAACUCUUCUCAAAACCCAAACUAAUACUCAUAUUCUCUAAAAACCACCCUUAUUAUUCUACUUCAACUAUCUUAGUUUUAUUUUUGGUGACAAAAUAUUACUAUAAUAUCAUGGAAGGGAAAGAAGAAGAUGUUAGACUUGGAGCCAAUAUGUACAGAGAGAGACAGCCUUUAGGAACGGCUGCUCAGAGUCAAGACUCGAAGGACUACUCGGAGCCACCGCCUGCGCCGCUUUUCGAGCCGGGGGAGCUGUCUUCUUGGUCGUUUUACCGUGCCGGGAUAGCGGAGUUCGUGGCCACAUUCUUGUUCCUUUACAUAACGGUUUUGACUGUUAUGGGCGUAGUGAAAUCUCCAACCAAAUGCUCAACUGUGGGAAUCCAAGGCAUUGCUUGGGCCUUUGGUGGAAUGAUCUUUGCUCUUGUUUAUUGCACUGCUGGUAUUUCAGGGGGUCACAUUAACCCGGCGGUGACAUUCGGGCUGUUGUUGGCAAGGAAGUUGUCAUUGACAAGAGCAGUGUUUUACAUCAUUAUGCAAUGUUUGGGAGCCAUAUGCGGUGCCGCUGUGGUGAGGGGCUUCGAGAAAAAUCAAUAUGUCCCGCUCGGCGGCGGUGCCAACACCGUCGCAGCCGGAUACACCAAAGGCGACGGCCUUGGUGCUGAGAUUAUUGGCACCUUUGUGCUUGUCUACACUGUCUUCUCAGCUACUGAUGCCAAGCGCAAUGCCCGUGACUCCCAUGUUCCUAUAUUGGCACCACUACCAAUUGGGUUUGCAGUGUUCCUAGUUCACUUGGCCACAAUCCCUAUCACUGGGACAGGUAUCAACCCAGCUAGAAGUCUUGGGGCUGCCCUUAUCUACAACAAAGAACAUGCUUGGGAUGAUCAUUGGAUAUUCUGGGUUGGUCCUUUCAUUGGAGCAGCACUAGCAGCAUUGUACCAUCAAAUUGUGAUCAGAGCACUUCCCUUCAAGUCAUGAAAUAUCCACCAAAGUGGUUUUGUGAAAUGAUUGGCUCCAAAUUAUAUAUAAGCUAUUUACACCUUUCCCUUUUUUUCUUUUGAGUCCUUCAAUGUUGUUUAAUCCAAAUAACACUUUCUUUGUUUAUGGUGUACCAAACAUGGUGUUAUAUAUGUGUAUUUAUAUAUAAUGAGGAAGCAAAAUGAUCAAGAUGGGGUGAGGUGUUUCUUUAUUACUCAACACACUCACCUCUUUUCUCCA